AUGGUAACUAUUCUGCAUUUAUUGAAAUCGAACCUUGUGAUCGCACACUUUUCUCUUGAUCAACCUAACUUGAGCGUCGGAGGGUCAUUGUCGGGGACGUACCCGACGAGCUCACAGUUCUUGUCUUAUUCUCAGGUCUGCGAAAGCGGAACUUAUUUGGGUUUGAAGGACAGGGAGGCUUUCAUUUACAAGCAUAGAUAUGAGAAUGCGGACAAUGAGUUGGCUGACUUUAGAGAAUGGUCUGACUAUCUCUCUCAGAAAUGUUCUGAUCCAAAAGAUACAUCAGAUGAUUUUAGUAAUAAAGGGGAAGGCUCGCGAAACAAGGCACUUCAAAAUGAGGUGAGGAAGCUAAAAAAUGAAAUUGAGAAAUGUAAAUCGGAGAAGAACUCUGAGAUUUCUGCUCUCUUGAGAGAAAAGAAUUUCGUUUGGAACCAGUUCAAAAUGAUGGAGAGCGACUACAGUAAACAAUUAAGGAAGAAAAGUGAUGAAGUUGAGCAUGCAAAUGAAAGGUUUCAGGCACUUGUAAACAGAGCAGAGGAAUUACAGAUCAUAAAUGAAAGUUUAAGAAUUGACUUCGGCAAGAUGGAAUCUGAAUCAGUAAAAAAGAGUGAGGAAAUCUUGAGACUUUUGAAGGAAAUUGAACUCUUAAAAUCCAAAUUUGGGUCAGCGUCACCCUUGUUGUGCCCAUGUAGGACAGAUGCAGCAGCAUCCGACAGGAAAGUCCAGAAUACUGGCACUCGUGGAAGGGGUGAAACAUUGAAAAAAGAAUCAGAUCCUUCGCAGACCUCUGAGAAGAUGGCUCAUAGAAAGCGAAGUGCUCAUAAGUCAACUGGAGGAAAGGCCCCUAGGAAGCAAUUCAAUCUAAAGGGAAGCAGUAGCUCGAAGAGAAAAGCAGCUGAAGUUAUUACCAUACCAGAUACUCCAAAACUGUUCACAUCCAACUUCAAAGUCCCUAAAUUGAAGUCCUCAUCGACUCCACGAAGAGUUUGAACUCUGUUUGCAGCAUCUUCUACCCCUUGUUUUGGAAGGUUAGCUGUGUACCUAAUAUUUGCUUCCCUUCCACCAAUUUGUGUUUGCUAAUUUACCUAAUACUUGAGUAUUGUGUGUGUAACUUAUACUGUUGUACAUGUAAUUUGAUGUGCAAAUUUCUUGCACUGUUGUACUUUGGAGUUGGUAAUUGGAUUGUCAUCCUCUAACUGAACUAUGUUCUCGUUAUGGGAACACCCAGUAAUUGCUUGAGAUAUUUUGAAAUAUUCUAACCCAAAUCAGAUUUGGCAGGAUCUAAACUAAGUAACGUGAUUGGUGUAUAGUUUAGGAAAAAUCGACCAAAUCAGAUUGGGUAAGAAUUCCUAUUUUAUGUUGUAACCUACUCAUGAGCAAGGAGCUUGAGCUAGCCAGGCUAAGGAAGAAGAGAGAGCUGGAGAAAAGCCGACCAUGAAUUGAA
Sesamum indicum (sesame) is the source of this 1444-nucleotide messenger RNA. NCBI's taxonomy places the organism in Eukaryota, Viridiplantae, Streptophyta, Magnoliopsida, Lamiales, Pedaliaceae. The record is from RefSeq and is a predicted model, not a curated record.